AUGUCUGCAAAUUUCUUAUCAUGGGAAGAAUAUUUUAUCGCAACAGCAUUCAUAGCUGCUAAACGUAGUAAAGAUCCAGUAACUCAAGUUGGAGCUGUUAUUGUUGGAAAGGAUAAUAAAAUUGUCGGAAUAGGUUAUAAUGGAAUGCCAAGAGGAUGUAAUGAUGACAAAAUGCCAUGGGGAAAGCAUGAUGAAAAUCCUUUAAAUAAUAAAGAAAUGUAUGUUGUACAUGCUGAAAUGAAUGCUAUCGCAAACAAAAAUUGUGAAUCAUUAGAAGGUUUCACAUUAUAUUGUACAUUAUUUCCUUGCAAUAAUUGUGCGCAAAUGAUAAUACAACAUGGUAUUAAAGAAGUAGUCUACUUUGAAGAUAGACCUCAUAAGGAUUCAAUGAUAGCUUCAAGAAAAAUGCUUACCAUGUGCAAUGUUAAACUUCGUCAAUGGAAAAGAAGUGAUAAACAAUUAUCACUAGAUUUUUCAACUGGAAAAUGUUUGUUAGAAGAAGACGAUUAA
Strongyloides ratti is the source of this 510-nucleotide messenger RNA. RefSeq names its product Deoxycytidylate deaminase. Gene Ontology annotation, cellular component: cytoplasm. The record is from RefSeq and is a predicted model, not a curated record. The transcript has a single exon. Gene Ontology annotation, molecular function: dCMP deaminase activity; zinc ion binding. Gene Ontology annotation, biological process: dTMP biosynthetic process; dUMP biosynthetic process. Bases 1 to 510 code for a protein of 169 amino acids. Lineage: Eukaryota; Metazoa; Nematoda; Chromadorea; Rhabditida; Strongyloididae.